GACACAGGCAGAGGCAGAAGCAGGCUUCUCAUGGGGAACCCGAUGUGGGACUCAAUCCUGGAUCCUGGGAUCACACUCUGAGCUGAAGGCAAACGCUCAACUGCUGAGCCACCCAGGCAUCCCUAUACAUGAUUUUUGAGCUGAUUCUUGAAGGAGAAAUAGGAGGGUAGAAGACAUUCUGGGUAGAAAAAAUAAUGCAUGUAAAGGCAAGAAAUAUAGAACAGUAUGGCCUUAGCACCUUGCCUCAUGAUUCAGUCAGGAAAUAGCACAUGUGAAGGGUUAACUGAAAGUUUAGCAAAGUGACUAUUUCUAGAAAUGUGGGCAAGGUGAACAGCAUCAAUCAAGGAUGGUGAGGCAUUCAAAGUUAGCCACAGUGAGAAGCCAUCCACCACCUGACCAGCAGAGGGAAGAGAAUGAGAUUACCUGAACCUGGUGGAACCCAUUAGAAAGGUGCUAUUCAAGGGGAACCACAACCAGAAACAGGAACAUAGCUGCUGUGAAGCCAAGAGUGGAGAUGGAGAGGAGGGUAUGUAGCUGGACCUCUUUGCUACCCAGCUGGUGCUCCCAUUGGCUGAACCUCACUGCAAGCCCAAGGGUGAGGGAGUUUGGGAAAGCUUUGAGGCCCAGAGAAGAGCAGAGACUAGAUCUAGAGGGACAGAUGGAAUCCCUAGCACACCUCAGAUUCACACCCCAUGUGCCAGCAAUUUCCUGUUUCUUGAAGAGGUAUCACACAGGACUGUAGCUGUGACUCACAUUAUAACAGGUGCACCCUCGUUUCUUCUUCAAUGGAUAGAGAGGGGCUCCUUGCAUUAAAUAACAGGAAGAGAGAUUUUUAAGAUCUGGUUGGCUGGGCAACCUCUGCUCUUCACCAUAUCUUUCUAUAUUCCUAUUUUUAAUCACAGUAAUGUAAUAAUUACUCAAGCAGAUAGUUGAAAAUAAAAACAGUCCUAAGUGCAAGAUAACAUACCACUUAAGUUCUUUUUGUCUAUCUAAAAAUAACUACACUUUAAAUGUUCUGUCAGUGGAUGAAACUGGCUUGCCUAUUAGUUUCAGAAUAUUUUUGUCCACUUAAGACACUUCAUAUUUGGGAGCACCCCGAUGGCUCGGUCACUCAGUGAAGCAUCUGCCUUUGGCUGGGGUCUUGAUCCCAGCCAGGGUCCUGAGAUUGAGCCCCGAGUAGGGCUCCCUGCUCAGAGAUCAAUAACUCGAUCUUAUUACCGCAACUCAGUUGGUGGAUUUUUAGUAUUUGACAUUACCAACCGACGAUCUUUCGAACACGUGAAAGAUUGGCUAGAAGAAGCAAAAAUGCACGUUCAGCCGUUUCGGAUUGUAUUUCUGCUGGUGGGACAUAAGUGUGACUUGGCUUCGCGACGUCAGGUUACGAGAGAAGAAGCCGAAAAACUGUCGGCAGACUGCGGUAUGAAGUAUAUAGAAACCUCUGCAAAAGAUGCCACAAAUGUUGAGGAAUCCUUUACGAUCUUGACAAGAGACAUAUAUGAACUUAUUAAGAGGGGGGAAAUUUGUAUUCAGGAUGGCUGGGAAGGAGUUAAAAGUGGUUUUGUUCCGAAUACUGUGCAUUCUUCUGAGGAAGCAGUAAAGCCCAGGAAAGAGUGUUUCUGCUGACUUCACACAGGCCACAGAACUAACGUGAACAGAUUGGGCGUCAUCUCAGGAUAAAUACCAACAUUAACUUCAGAGUGAUGCAAUGAAAGCAUUUAAGCAACAGUUACAAACCCAUGCUAACGCUGUUUAGGAAGUGUUAAUUCAGAGCACUCUGCUUACUUGCCACACUACCAGAUUGGGUAUUUUGCUAAAUUAUCGGGCAGAGCAGACAACUUUUUCUUGAAACUGGAGUGUCUACAGAAUUACUCCCAUUCUCUCUUUGUUAGCAUAUAGCUGACCUUAAUGUCCACAUAUUUCAAUAUUACUCACUUUUCUUGACAGUUUGAAAUGGGUUUUUUGUGCAUAUAUAGUCUGAUCGAAAACAUUUGAUCAGGAAUUAUAUUCUCAUAAGUUACUUUGUUAAUACUGAAUAGUAAAGUGGAUUUAAAAGUGCAUAGUUCGCUUUCAAAGUAAACAAUCUCAGAGGUCCCAUCAACUAGGACUAAGUAACAACUCCUGCUUAAGGUACCAUGCUUUUAACCAGUCUUCGAAAUAUUUAUGCUCCCUUAAUUUGCCUGAACGUAAGGAAAUAAGUUUUAUACUCAUUUUUGUUCUCUGAUUUAUUGCUCUUGAUAAUUUUAUGUUUUGUAAAAAUAUCUAAGGAUCCAAGCAAAAUAUUUUAUUGCAAAUAUUUAUAAAAAUAAAAAUGAAGGACCAUUCAUCAGCAAAUGUUUUGAUGUUAUACUAUAUUGUCCUUAUUUAGACAAGAAAAACAAGUUUAUUUAUAUGCCAACAUUUUCAAAGAAAGUAAAUGCAAUUUACCUUGAACUAUUGUCAAAAUUAUCAGUAUAGGUAAAUAUGGAAUGUUUUUAGUAUUUGCUUUUUUGUCCAAGUAAGUUACUUAAUUUUCCCGUUUCUGGUACAAGAAAAGUAUAGGAAAGACUUUUCUGGACAAGGAAGAUUGGGUACAUGUUUGAUAUAUUUAGCAUUCAAAUUAUAUUUCAAUAAAAUUAAAGAUAGAAUAAUAAUAAUGAGUUAAGGCCAUAAAAUGACUUCUGAGUUUUAUAAUUUUUAUCUUAUUGAUUAAAUUCUCCUCCUGGAAGGGACAUUUUGAUCACAAACUCAUGUAUUUUAUAACAUACAUUUCUGUUGUUAACCAUUCCUAAUCACAAAGGGGCACCAAAUGCAGCCCCCUUUUUAGAAUCAUGCGUUUUACUGUUAAAAUAGGAGCUCCAUUUGUUUGGAAAACAGUGAUAAUGGUAGAAAGAAUAUUUAACUAGAAAUCAAAAAACCUGUGUCCUAAGCUUGCCUCUGCUGUACCAUUUGAACAUGAGCGAGUCACUUAACCUCACUAAGCAUCAUGUGUAUCAGUGCUCUUAAUUGUAAAACUUAUUUUGAGAAUCAAGUGGAUAUGUGAAAAAGCUUCGUAAAUAGAGAAAGCAUUAUGCAAAUACAAGCAUGAUAUCAGCUGCUCAUGGCCAUCCUAUUACAUUUACGAUGGAUGAGAAUUUUGUUUUCCUGUGGUCUUUCUCUUCAUCCCCACAUUCUGCAGAGAGACCAGAAGAAUGUGCAUGCUUUCAUGAACCUAGGGGAUCGCUCCAUUUCAUGUGUGCCCUCUGCCCUCUUGCCCUGAAGCCCCCCCACACCCCCCACACCCCGUCCUCCAAGGUGGAAAUGAUAGGGAAAGAAAUCCCAGGAGACUUGAUUCAAUCAGAAGUCCUGUUUGAAUGUGGUUUUUGUGCAUCUUUGAAGUGGAUAUUUAAUUAUAUUUUAAAUACUUGAACAUUUUCUCAGUUCAUGGAAGUAUUUUUAAUAGCACUUAUGGAGAGAAGAAUAUAAAUUAUAACAUCACUGUAAGAUUUUGAAGUCAUAUUGUCACCAUUUUCUUGAUAUCUUUGUAUUAAUUCCAUUCAAGUGAGGUUCAAACUGUAACUGAUCAGAUAAGAAUUGCUGUCCCCCCAAAAUGUGAAGUAAUUUAUUUUUACUGCUACAAUUUUAAAUCUUACAUUACAAUUUUCCAUCGGUCCAAAAUGGCACCAACUCAAAAGCUGAGUAGCUAACAAUUUAAAGUACAGUCACCUGUGCCUACUUGUUUAUUAAACAGCUAAAAUAUAAAAUAAGAUUUAAUUUUCAGUGGACACCCUUUGUAAUACUAUCGUUGGGGUCAGACUAAUAUUGGGGCUAAAGGGUAUGAUUUGUUCCAAGAUUUAGAAUAGAACUAAAAGGUCAGAAGAAACAAAUGGGGGCAGCCUGGGUGGCUCAGCAGUUUAGUGCCGCCUUCACCCCAGGGUGUGAUCCUGGAGUCCCGGGAUUGAGUCCCAUAUCAGGCUCCCUGCAUAGAGCCUGCUUCUCCCUCUGCCUAUGUUUCUGCCUCUCUCUCUCUCUCUCUCUCUCUCUUUGUGUCUCUCAUGAAUAAAUAAAAUCUUUUUAAAAAAAGAAGAAGAAACAAAUGGAAAUGCAAGGCCCCCAAAAGUGGAUACUUCCCCAAGAUCACACAAAAGCAGAAGUCUAGUUGGGGCACUUUCCAUUACUGUGCUAUGUCAAGGGUGUGGGUAUGCACUCGUGUGUGUGUAUGGCGGGGCGAGGGCGGGGGUAAAGCAGGGGAGGGGGAAAGCAAAGAGAAAAUAUGAUCUAGCUGAAUCCACAAAAUACUAAAACUGGGCCAUAGCAUUUUGAGGUUAUAGAAGAAUUGUUUGUGGUGCAACAAUACUAAAAUGAAUAACUGCAAGAUCUGAGUUCCUACACAAGAUUGCCAAACAUCUGUAUAACCUUAGCUAGAUAUUUUUAUCUAUAUAUAUAUAUAUACACAUAUAUAUAUAAAAUAACUGACCUAUUUUCUUACACAUAAUUAUGGAGAAUGUGGAUAAUGAUGCCAAAACAAUGAAAAUAUUUGCUCCAGGCAAAACAUUUUGACUAAGUGUCUUAGAAGUCAGGUAUAGUUGAAUCAGAUAUAAUUGAAAUUAUUUAAUUUAAAAAGUACUUAAUUUAAAUUUAAGUCUAUUUGAAUUUAAAAUAACAAAAUUAAUGGAUGACGUAGCUAAUUACUACAUAUUUUAAAUAAACAUGAUAAAAAUGAAGUAAAACAUCUAUCUGAUCAUAUAACACAUUUGUCCCUGACAAAUACUUCUCAUCUUGAGUUGCGUUAACGCUUUCAGCGCAUGUGGUAAUUUUAAUCAAUGGCAAGCUUAAGCCAAAAUGAUUUUGUAAACAGAAUGCUUUUAAAUGUGGCCUUUAUAUACAUAAUAGUAGCAAACAAGAUUUCUCUGAGAGUUUAUGCUAGGUUUCCAAAAACCUCAAAGUACUCCAUGAUUUUUUUUUUUUAGCGGCAACCAAAGCAGCCUUUAUUAUUAUGAAGAUAACUUUGCCAAUCUAUUUAUCCAACUUUACAGUGUUCAAAAACUGAAUCUAUGGAUUAAUAAAAUCCUUUUGAGUGCUUUUAAUUUUAUAUUGCCUUUGGUUCAAUCAAGUACAAAGCUUCCAUUGACUUCAAAGAGUGCACUGAAUUUAAAUAAUUUCCUUAGGUCUGACAGUGACAAGGAUUUGAAAAACUAAAGACCCAUUUCGUAAGCUAAUUCAUUUUUUCCUCAGUAACUGCCUGGAAAUAUUCAGUCGGAAAUGCAAAGGAAAAUUGUAAUCUUUAAGAAGAAAAAAAGGACAGAAAGACUAUAAAAGCUUUCAGGUUAGAUCCUUUGUAUUUUAAAAUCGAAUACAUUCCACAGCUGAUAAAUAGCCAUCUCUGCUUCAAAAUCUUUCUGAAAUCCCAAUGUUUUCACUAAACUUUCUGAAUGACAAUCUUUACCUGAUCUUAAAAUAAUUAAUAAACUAUUCUCAACUUGGAUGAACUGCUGCAUGACUCGGUAUUUCUAUGAUCCUAAUUACUGAUGAAGGUAGACACAUGAGUGUUGAGCUGUGACAAUCUAUACCAAUCAUUACAGAUUCUAGUUCACUUACUACACAUAAUCAUGAUAUAGAAUAAAUGAAGAGAAGAAAAUUUAAAGAUUAUAUUUUAAAUUAGCGCUCCUUGUUGUUCUAUCUCUGGAAAAAAAUUGUCUUUUUUUUAAAUAGUGCCUAAAACAUUGUUUUAUCGAUGUGCUCUUCGGUGACUGGUAAUUAAUGGUUAUUAUGUUGAAUUAAUCCUAUUAAAUGUGGAUUCCAUAUUCAUGGUUUUGAUUUCUACCUUCCAUAGAGAAACAAACGUACUUUGCUAUAAUCAUUUUUUUUAGAAUGACAGCCAACGAAAGAAAGGUAUGAUAUACAUUCUUUUGAAGUAUGUUAUUAGUGUUAUUUGAUUUUAAAUAAUGAAUAAAGAGAAUGAGAACUAUGGUUG
Messenger RNA from Canis lupus familiaris (dog), 5929 nucleotides. It is a transcript of the gene RAB39A, whose product is annotated as RAB39A, member RAS oncogene family. The coding region runs from base 1099 to 1623 and encodes 174 amino acids. Gene Ontology annotation, cellular component: Golgi membrane. The transcript is spliced from 2 exons. Gene Ontology annotation, biological process: Rab protein signal transduction. NCBI's taxonomy places the organism in Eukaryota, Metazoa, Chordata, Mammalia, Carnivora, Canidae. The record is from RefSeq and is a predicted model, not a curated record. Gene Ontology annotation, molecular function: GTPase activity; GTP binding.